GGACUCCUCUUCUCUUCAGAGGAUCUUUGGUGAGUUGACUCCUCCUUCAGUCGGAGGAUAUUGAUCAGAGUGACUCCUCGUCUCUUCAGAGGAUCUUCGCUUCAUCAGAAUGGCAGGAAACGCGUGGAGGUCAAUGCUGUCUCAGGUGGGGGGGGCAACGAAACCCGCUCUGUCCGCUGCUUUCUCAAGGAGAGGGAUGCAGACGGUGACCCUGAUCCCCGGAGACGGCAUCGGUCCGGAGAUCUCGGCGGCUGUGAUGAAGAUCUUCGAGGCGGCUAAAGCUCCCAUCCAGUGGGAGGAGAAGAACGUGACAGCCAUCAAAGGGCCCGGGGGCCGCUGGAUGAUCCCCUCCGACGCCAAGGAGUCCAUGGACCGCAGCAAGAUCGGACUGAAGGGACCCCUGAAGACCCCCAUCGCGGCCGGUCACCCCUCCAUGAACCUGCUGCUCAGGAAGACCUUCGACCUCUACGCCAACGUCCGGCCCUGCGUCUCCAUCGAGGGAUACAAGACGCCCUACACCGACGUGAACCUGGUCACCAUCCGGGAGAACACGGAGGGGGAGUACAGCGGAAUCGAGCACCUGAUCGUGGAUGGUGUGGUUCAGAGCAUCAAGCUGAUCACGGAGGACGCCAGCCGCCGCAUUGCGGAGUACGCCUUCGAGUACGCCCGCAACAACCAGAGGAGCAGCGUGACGGCCGUGCACAAAGCCAACAUCAUGCGGAUGUCAGACGGUCUGUUCCUCAGGAAGUGUCGAGAGGUGGCGGAGAACUACAAAGACAUCAAGUUCACCGAGAUGUACCUGGACACCGUGUGCCUCAACAUGGUUCAGGAUCCCACGCAGUUUGACGUGCUAGUGAUGCCCAACCUGUACGGAGAUAUCCUGAGUGAUCUGUGUGCCGGUCUGAUCGGAGGACUCGGCGUGACGCCCAGCGGGAACAUCGGAGCCAACGGAGUCGCUAUCUUUGAAUCGGUGCACGGCACGGCACCGGACAUCGCCGGGCUGGACAUGGCGAACCCCACCGCCCUGCUGCUGAGCGCCGUCAUGAUGCUGCGCCACAUGGGGCUCCACGAGCUGGGGAGCAAAAUCCAGAUGGCCUGCUUCGACACCAUCAGAGACAAGAAGGUGCUGACGAAGGACCUCGGAGGAAACUCUAAAUGUUCAGAGUUCACCGACGAUAUCUGCCGCCGCAUCCAGGACAUGUGAUCAGCAGGGGGGCCACGAGGAGAGCUGCUGCAGCUGCACCAACACACCUGAUCAUGUUUACACCAGAAACACCUGAUAUCUCCAUGAUCAGAAACACCUGAUAUCUCCAUGACCAGAAACACCUGAUAUCUCCAUGACCAGAAACACCUGAUAUCUCCAUGAUCAGAAACACCUGAUAUCUCCAUGACCAGAAACACCUGAUAUCUCCAUGACCAGAAACACCUGAUAUCUCCAUGACCAGAAACACCUGAUAUCUCCAUGACCAGAAACACCUGAUAUCUCCAUGACCAGAAACACCUGAUAUCUCCAUGACCAGAAACACCUGAUAUCUCCAUGAUCAGAAACACCUGAUCUCUCCAUGAUCAGAAACACCUGAUAUCUCCAUGUUUCUACAUCAACACAUGCAUGAUUAUCAUAAAGGGAAUAUCAUUAUUUUUUCUUUAUUAAGUUGAAAAAACAAUCUGUAUUUUUCUCAGUUUAAUGAGGUUGUUUUUGAGAUGUAUUUCCUUGGAGGAACCUCAGAUCGUCUUCAUGUAUCCCCAUCAGGAAAUCUCUGAAUGUUCUUCUGUAUUUCCAUGAAGAGAAGUCCUGUUUCCUGUAGAACGGGGAGGUGUUUUAGGGUCCUGCAGCAGCUUCCUGUCGGCGAACACGAUGAAACAUUCACAAAGAAAAACGCACAACGUCCCGUGACCAAGAGUUUACUCAGAUUCUCCAGCAAACCUUCGAUAGUUUUAUUCUCAACACUCCCGUUACUGGACUGAUAUUUUUUUAACGGUAAUCUGGUGUAACUUAUUUAUUGUUUCCUGUUCCUGCAUCUUGUGUUCAGAGUUUCUACACUUCACUAAUAAACGCUGUCAGAGAGAA
Messenger RNA from Eleginops maclovinus (Patagonian blennie), 2068 nucleotides. RefSeq names its product isocitrate dehydrogenase [NAD] subunit alpha, mitochondrial-like. Gene Ontology annotation, biological process: tricarboxylic acid cycle; isocitrate metabolic process. The record is from RefSeq and is a predicted model, not a curated record. The coding region runs from base 110 to 1204 and encodes 364 amino acids. Gene Ontology annotation, molecular function: isocitrate dehydrogenase (NAD+) activity; NAD binding; magnesium ion binding. Gene Ontology annotation, cellular component: mitochondrion. The transcript has 11 exons. NCBI's taxonomy places the organism in Eukaryota, Metazoa, Chordata, Actinopteri, Perciformes, Eleginopidae.